AUGGAUUCCGAAAAGGACUCCAACAAGGUCUCCAGCAAGGACCUCAGCAAGGACCCCAACAAGGACUCUGCUCCGGUCAAUGCCGACGACACGCCCCAAAAGCGCGUUACAAUUGUAUUUGUAUCAAAGCAGACAGCUGCCGGACAGUCUGAAGCACCUGGGCCCACCAACGUCGUCAACCCUGAUGAUGCUCCGGCCGUGCCUGGUCCAUCGGCUGCGGCCUCUGUUGCUGUAACCCCCGUUGCUGAAGUAUCGGCUGCUGAUGCACAUACCGAGGCACUUGCUGGGGCGUCUGCUAAGGCGUCUGUUGCCGAGCCUGCUGAGGCGACGGCCAAGCCCAAGCGCAAGAGAAAGAGCCGGGCCAAGGCCAAGGCAAAGGCGGAAGCCAAUGAGGACGGCGGCGGCGACCUGGUCGACGUGACCAACGUGCCCGACCAAGGCAACAGUAAUGCCCCUGCCCCAGGCAAAAAGCGCAGAGCUGCGAAGCCGCGCAAGAAGGCUGGCACGACGGCCAAUCUUGGAGCCGAUAAAGCAUCUGCGUCUGCGUCUGCAUCUGCGGCGAAUAAUGAUGCCGUCCCCACGGGUGAAAACCAAGAGGCGUCUGCUGCUCCCAAGCGGUCCAAGGGCAAAGGGAAGGCAAAGGAAAAGGCCACAGCAGAGCCCAAUCCUGCUGAGCCAAUGUCUGUCGAGACCAACCUCCCCGCCCGCAAGGACAAGGCCAACGACAAAGGCAAGGGCAAAGAGAACAGUCCUCCCGUUGUUGGAGCUUUCCCUCCCUUUGGAGCUUUGUUUGGUCAAGGUCACGCGCAUUCUGUCACUGCUUCCGCCAAUAAUGCACUCGAAGGUAUCCCUGGACCCUCCAACCUGGCCCGGCACUUGGCAAACCUCCAGGGUGUGAGCAAAGAGGCCCUGGCAGAGUCGUUUGCACAGUGGUCUGUGCAGACGCUGGAGACAAUUCUCAAGCAGGAUGCGAACGGAUCCUCGGUCGCCGUGCCUGCUGGGCCCGCCUCUGCUGCGACACCUGUGCUUCGUCACGCACCGCAGCCCAUCCCGGUCCAGAUGAUCGAGCCCGUCCACUCCGUCCAGCCCAUCGUGCCUGUCGUCGAAACUGUGGAGUCGGUCGAGCCUGUUGUGUCUGGCCAGACCGGCCAGACCGGCAAACCGAGCGAGACGCCGCGUGCGCACGCUACAUUCGGGCCGUUUCCUGCCUCGUCGCCGCCGGCUCCCAACUUGGUUCGGCAUACGACCGUCGAACACGUUCACCCGCCCUUGCCGGAGACGAACACCAAUCCUAUGCGGACCUUGGACGAAGAUGCCGCGUACUACCUGAUGACGGGACCGGGUAUCAUUGAGGAGAACGAGCUCCUGCGCAUGCGCGACCGGUUCCACAAGGGCAUGGACGGCGGGCCGUACGCGUUUAAGCGCAAGCGGUCGACGGUGGUUGACCCGCAUGGCGACGUGCACCUGACCAUCAUGGACGGGCCCGACCGCAUCCGCCAUACGUUCCAGGUGAACUCCACGGUCCUCUCCAUGUGCUCCGAGACGUGGCGCCACCUGUUCCACGCGUUCAUGCGCUGCAACAUGAUCGAGCUGCCCUUUGAUGCACAGUUCCAGCACGUGGUCAAGCGCUGCAAAGAAGCCGUCCUGCCGGACAUGGGCAUCGAAGAGGUCCGUCCCGGCGACUACCUAUUUGCGCGCCGGUUCCUAGGGCACUACCGCGACCCGGUCAAUGAGAAGCACAUACAGGACACGUUGCGUCUGCUAGGGGCGGUGGCCAGAGACGCUGCGACCGCUGGCAACAGCGGUGCUGGCCAGAGCAGUGUCGUCGAGGACAAUGUCGUUGACAAUCAUAGUGAGGGUGUCUGUGACAACGAUGACAACGACGACGGCAGCGACAACGACAAGAAUGUCGUGGACCGCGCCUUUGACCUCUUUGACGACAGCAUCGAGGACACCAUCUACUCGGACUCGGUCGCUCGCUUUGGCCGUGCUGAGGAGGAUGAGCCCCAGCACUUCAAGGAAGCCCUCGACGCCUACUUGGAGGCCAAGGAGGCGACGGCUCGCCACGAGGCUGAGGCGGCCGCGCGCGAUGCGGAGACCCUCGCCGUCAUCCGCGAGACGUACGACGGGCCCGGCGUCGUCACGUUCCCCUGGCCGGCCGACUUCUUUGUCUACGUUGAGGCGCCGUGGGAGCAUCUCUGCUGCGGCAACCACAUCUGGUUGCCCCGUGACGAGCAGGAGGCCACGACCGUCCGCGGCCGUGUUGCGUUCGACAUCAGCAGCCUGUUCGAGGACAGCGGUAGCAUGCUCGAUCCGGGCCCCAACCAGAGAAACGUCAUCUGGGCGAUGCACGUCCUCUUGGAAGUGGCCCACGGCAACGUCCAUGCGUGCCCGACGCGGCUCGACGCAGCCCACCUGGCCAUGCUCGGCCGCCUCACGCGUGAGCUCAAGAUGGGCGUCGUCAUGUACCGCACCCUCCUUCCACUGUACGUGCGCUUCCACCUCCAACACAGAAAUGAAAUCCAGGACAUGUUUGCUGAUCUCGCUAAAAAACAAGCUAAGAAAGGAGCCAAGCGCAACGGCAAGGCGAAGAAGGACAAAGGCAAGGGAAAGGUUGACCCGUCGCCUGCUGGACCGUCGUCGUCAAAGUAG
Molecule: messenger RNA, 2652 nt
Organism: Sporothrix brasiliensis 5110
Lineage: Eukaryota; Fungi; Ascomycota; Sordariomycetes; Ophiostomatales; Ophiostomataceae
Exons: 1
Coding region: 1-2652 (883 amino acids)
Source: RefSeq, a predicted model, not a curated record